This is a messenger RNA of Coturnix japonica (Japanese quail), 2155 nucleotides long. RefSeq names its product butyrophilin subfamily 1 member A1-like. Gene Ontology annotation, cellular component: external side of plasma membrane. Gene Ontology annotation, biological process: T cell receptor signaling pathway; regulation of cytokine production. The record is from RefSeq and is a predicted model, not a curated record. Gene Ontology annotation, molecular function: signaling receptor binding. NCBI's taxonomy places the organism in Eukaryota, Metazoa, Chordata, Aves, Galliformes, Phasianidae.
UGCACAUCCGUCUUUGUGCCUCCCCUCCCCCUUGUCCUGACACCUUUUCCUGUGCCCAGGAGUCAUGGCCUCACCUGGGCUCAGCCCAUCACACAGAAUUUCUCCCCCCAGGUCUGUGCCCUUAUGUGCUCCAUGUCCUGCUGCUGUGUGAGCCCCCAGCAGCCCCCGAGCAGCACAGCAGCAUUUCCAGAGCAAAGAUCUGUUCAACAAUGCACAAAUCCCUUUUACUUUCAUUUCUGAGGGGACGAAGUACAGAAGGAAACGGGCAUCCCAGCCAUAAGGUCUCACUCAGCGGCUGCAUUUCCUGCUCCCCUCCCUCCACCCCUUGCUGACAGAGCCAGGACUGCACGGGUGGGUGGACUCCAUGAAGACGAUGUUUUUUGGCUGCUGUCCCCACUGCUCUCUGCUGGCUGCUGUCAUUUACGGUUCCUUUUUCCACAUCCCUGUGCUGCCGUCAGCCCCGUUCAGUGUGCAGGGCUCCCCCGACCCUGUGGUUGUGGCUGUGGGGCAGGACGUGGUGCUGCCAUGUCGCCUGUCCCCGGAGCAGAGUGCACAGAACAUGGAGGUGACGUGGUUUAGGGACAAAUUCACACCCUUCGUGCAUCACUACAAGGACAAGAAGGAGCACUAUGGGGACCAGGAUCUUCGAUACCAAGGACGCACAGAGUUGCUGAAAGAUGGGCUCCCCAAUGGCAGCGUGAACUUGAGAAUCUUCCGUGUUCAGCUGCUGGACAAAGGGCAUUAUACCUGCUUUGUUCGCAGUGAUCUGGGAUAUGACGUGGCUGUGGUGGAGCUGAAGGUGACAGCCAGCGGCUCAGCCCCGCUCAUCGCACUGCAGCGCUACCAGGACGGUGGUAUCCGCAUGGCGUGCCGCUCUGCUGGCUGGUUCCCGCAGCCCCAGCUGCUGUGGCAGGACCCCCACGGGCGGCAGCUGCCCCCCGUCUCUGAAAACGUCACCCAGGACGGGGGUGGCCUCUACGCAGUAGAGAGUGUCCUCGUCCUCACCAGCAGUGUGAGCCAGGAGAUGGCCUGCGUGGUGAGGGAUGCGCUGCACAACCAGGAGAAGGAGUCCUCGUUCUCCAUUGCAGAUCCCUUCUUCCAAAACGCCAGACCAUGGAAGAUCGCCCUGAGCGUGGUACUGGUUGCGGUGGUCGCUGUCUCCAUCUUUGCUAUUUAUCUGCUGAAAAUGAAAGGAAAGUAUGAGAAAAAAAUAGCAGCACAAGCUGAAGAGCUGAGGGACUGUGGCACCAAAAUUGAGAAACAAGCUGAGGAACUCGAGUGGAGAAGAUACGCGGUGCCGAUUGAAGAUGAGGAGGUGGUUCUGGACCCAGACACUGCCCACUGCAACCUGGUCCUGACUGAUGAUGGCAAGAGUGUGAAGCGCACAAAACAACGCCAGGACGUCCCCGACCUCCCUGAGCGCUUCGAUCCCUGGCGCUGCGUGCUGGGCUGCAAGGGCUUCACAGCAGGGAGGCACUGCUGGGAUGUGGAGGUGGUGCUGGAUGGAGGGGAGUGGGCGGUGGGAGUCUCUCGAGAAGAUGUGAGGAGGAAAGUGGACAUUAAGUUUGGCCCGGAGGAGGGCAUCUGGGCUGUGGGGCAGUGGGUAGGGAAGUUCCGGGCACUCACUUCUCCGCAGCGUACGCUCCUUCCUGGUGUCCGCACUCCCACGCGGGUCCGGGUCGCUCUGGAUUACGAAUUGGGCUGGGUGGUUUUCUUCAGCGUGGAUGAGGAGAUCCACAUCUUCACAUUUCCACGGGUGUCAUUCCAAGGGAUUAAAGUCCACCCUUGGCUCUGGCUGGGUCCUGGUACACAGCUCAAAAUGUGGCCCUGAUGAAAGGAGGAGAAAAGCAAAGCACUGUGAUGGAUGCUGAACAAACCAGCCUAUAACAGCUGGGAUGAAUUUACCAUCUCCAAGGGUCAAUGAUGUUACCUCUAUGGACUCCUGUCCCAGGGCUGUUUGAUUUUAUGCUUCAUCUGAGGCCAGUUGUGCUGUCACAGCAGCUCCUUCAUUCAUGGGCUUCUCCAAUUGAAGGCUUUACUUGUGUUGCCAGGUGUAUUUUUUAGUUCUGAGAAUAAAUGAGGAUAUACCUGUAUGUGACCCAAAUAAAUAAAGGCUGUUGAUGCUCAGCCCAGCAGUGCUGGGUCUCGCUGCAGA